AUGAAAGAAGAACCCACACAUAUGAAAGAAGAACCCACACAUAUGAAAGAAGAACCCACACAUAAGAAAGAAGAACCCACACAUAUGAAAGAAGAACCCACACAUAUGAAAGAAGAACCCACACAUAAGAAAGAAGAACCCACACAUAUGAAAGAAGAACCCACACAUAUGAAAGAAGAACCCACACAUAAGAAAGAAGAACCCACACAUAAGAAAGAAGAACCCACACAUAUGAAAGAAGAACCCACACAUAAGAAAGAAGAACCCACACAUAAGAAAGAAGAACCCACACAUAAGAAAGAAGAACCCACACAUAAGAAAGAAGAACCCACACAUAUGAAAGAAGAACCCACACAUAUGAAAGAAGAACCCACACAUAAGAAAGAAGAACCCACACAUAAGAAAGAAGAACCCACACAUAAGAAAGAAGAACCCACACAUAAGAAAGAAGAACCCACACAUAAGAAAGAAGAACCCACACAUAUGAAAGAAGAACCCACACAUAAGAAAGAAGAACCCACACAUAUGAAAGAAGAACCCACACAUAAGAAAGAAGAACCCACACAUAUGAAAGAAGAACCCACACAUAUGAAAGAAGAACCCACACAUAAGAAAGAAGAACCCACACAUAAGAAAGAAGAACCCACACAUAAGAAAGAAGAACCCACACAUAAGAAAGAAGAACCCACACAUAAGAAAGAAGAACCCACACAUAAGAAAGAAGAACCCACACAUAUGAAAGAAGAACCCACACAUAAGAAAGAAGAACCCACACAUAAGAAAGAAGAACCCACACAUAAGAAAGAAGAACCCACACAUAUGAAAGAAGAACCCACACAUAAGAAAGAAGAACCCACACAUAUGAAAGAAGAACCCACACAUAAGAAAGAAGAACCCACACAUAUGAAAGAAGAACCCACACAUAUGAAAGAAGAACCCACACAUAUGAAAGAAGAACCCACACAAGAAAGAAGAACCCACACAUAA
Molecule: messenger RNA, 987 nt
Organism: Procambarus clarkii (red swamp crayfish)
Lineage: Eukaryota; Metazoa; Arthropoda; Malacostraca; Decapoda; Cambaridae
Product: zonadhesin-like
Source: RefSeq, a predicted model, not a curated record